UCAGACGGCAACUUCAGUUGCAAGCGAGCGCUCAGCGUGUGUGUCUCGUGUCUCUCGGGCGGCAAACAGCAACAGCAGUAGCAACUUGCAACUUGCAACAGCAGCAACGUGCCACAGCCAGCAGCAACUAGCAACAUAAAUUGCGUGUUUCUUGACUUUGACUUUGGGCCACACAACGGUUUCGAGUUUGAGUUUCCCGCGCGCGUUUUUCUCAAAUCAUUUGGUCGACGGUUGAGUGUUUUGUUUUGGUUUUCGAUUGUGUUGCCUUGUCACGUGCCCAUUUGUUUAUUUGUUUUUUGUUGCUGUGUGUUGUGUGGUGUCGAGCAUUAAAUCAGCGUCCAAAAGAACAGCCAGGCCACCGUGCAGCAUUUGCUGGACUUCUUUUGAAAUUGAAAACCGAAAUUCGUUUUCAAAGCGGCAUUAGAUGGACUUCCCAAAAAGCGCUAGUUACAACUGAAUCCAGUUUCAACAUUCAUUGCAACCGAAGGAAAGUGCAACGUUUGUGGGACUGGAGCAAAACACUUGCAACUGGUGGAGGCGAGAAACCGAAAGCAGAAACCAGAGACAGGAAAACACGGCGGCAACCAAAGUGUUGCAUACUUGGCACAAAUAGAAUAGCGUGAGCGAGGAUACGGAUACGAAUAUACGUAGAUACAGAUACAUAUCCGCCACUCCAUAGACGCAGAGGAGCGGCAACAUGCCGUCGUCAGCAAUAAAUAAAGCAGCACGCAGUGUUGCCAAUGCGAUCCAAUUGCUGGCAAUCGUUCUCUAUUGCUGCUGCAUGGUGCAUGGACAACAGCAGCAGCAGCAGCAACAGCAACAGCAGCAGCAGCUACAACCACAACAGCAGCAACACUUGAAGUACCAGCAAUUGCAAUACCAAAUGCAGCAGCAAUAUGAAUACCAGCAGCAGCAGCACUACCAGCAGCAGUUUCAGCAGCAGCAGCAGCAACAUCUGACACCCACGGCAGCACUUGCCCAGCAGCAGCAGCCGCAUGAGGAGCAAAUCGACUUGCUGUCCACUCAGCCAACUCAGUUGCUGCAGACAGGUGUUUCCCUGAUUGUGGAGGAUUCAAAGGGCUCGGGCGAUGGUAGCGGAAGUGGAAUUGGUGCCACAUCCAACCGCCGUCGUACCGCCCAGUUGGCAACUCGUAAGCGGAAACGACGCCCCCAACUUCCGCUGGCCACAAUGGGUGCCACCGAGGAGGAUUCUGGCCCAGACCCGACAUCUGCUUACUGGCGCGGUCAUGUGGAGGAUGAUGCAGACGCUCUGCGAAGAAGGAAUCAACCCUUGGUGAGGGAACCUAUGGCUGCCCUCGAAAGGGAUCGCGAACGGGAGAAACAGCGUAAGCGAGUGGAGCCUACGGAUUCCAGUCCGCAGGGCAGUAGUCCCAGCAAGGCCUAUCGUCGCCCAUAUGGCCAGGCCAAAAAGGAGCCCAUUGUCGAUGCUGGCGCUGCGACACCUACCAAAACUUCUGUGGAUUUGAAGAACAUCCUGAAGAAUUCCGGAGGCCUGAGUCUCAGUGAAAUCCUACAGCAAAAGAAUCUUUCGUUGGACGAUCUCCUCAAGGGUAAACAGAAUGCUCUGUUGGCACUGCAAACCACAGCCGUUGCCCCACCAGCCUCCACGUAUUCCUCUCCAGGCUCCCGAGCGGAUCCCCCGAAAAAGUCGUCUAACCAACAGAACAAACAGGGUGUGCGGCGAUUGCCUGCUGCGUAUACCACAACUAGCAGCACUGGCAACGAUGACGAUGAAUCCGUGAUAGCCAAAAACAAGGCCAAAUUCCCCAACGCCCUGCAGCGCCUGAAGCUCUUUGGCAGCUCUUCGCGGGAGAGCAGCACGACAAGACGCAUUUUGGGUGGAGUCAAUGGUCACAGUAGCACCACCAUGGCCACCAGCACCAGUGCAAGUGCAAGCACCACCAGCACCACCACCCGGGUGCCACUGUACAAGAAGCGACAGCAUCUCCGGUCCACCCUAAAGCCACCAGGACUUUUCAAGCCGAUCACUAGCAGCACCACUAGCACCACCACAGCGACGGCAGUGACCACCACUCAGGAAGCGGAGACUAGCACCGCUUACUCCACUAGCAGCACGGUGAUUAACAACGUGGAGGAAAGCCAUGAAGAGGAGAGGGAAAACUCGGAGGAAAGGGAACAGGAUGAUGAGCAGGAUCAGGAACAGAGUCAGGAGAAUCAGGAGAACCAGGAGGUGGUGGAACCAGAUUCCAGUGAGGCAGAGUCUGGAGAAGGCAUUCCGCCCACCGAGACACCAGAACCACCAGCUGCUCCUUCCUUCGCGCCCGGAAGUCCGCGCUAUCGUCUGCGAAACUCCAGCGUCAAAGAGAAUCAAAAGCGAUUAAAGGACAACUUUAUAGGGGGCAAUAACGGAGAGAGUAGUGAGGAGGUAGAUCUGGUUGAAGCUGCACCUAGUUCUACCACAUCAGCUACACCCUCCAACAAAAACAGCGAGGAACUUAAUUACGGAGAGGACGAGCUUGAGAACUUUUUCGACGAAGUGGAGAGUCACACGCAUCACACUCGCGUGCCAGCACCACCAGCACUUGCGCCUGCACCACCAGCAAGGUCGCCCACUCCUGCAGCAGCAGCACCACCUCCACCACCACCUCCCUCUCCCUCCUAUGAACCACCACCGCCGUCCUAUGCACCACCACCCUCUUUAUCGGCGGCUAAGCCACCGCAAUUGAAUGUCAUAGACGAUGUGGACGACCGCACCGAUCUGCUGGAACUCAUUGAGGAUCGGCGGUCGGGUAACCGACUAUUUAAGGUUCUGGAGCAGCGCAACAUGACCCUGGAGGAGCUGAUCGAGCACCGCAAACGCGGCUCCAGCCAACUGCAUCUGUCCACCAUCGUGAAUGGCGGCGAUGAGCACUCGCGUCUUUAUCCCGGCCAGAAGGUCCUGCUGCAGGACAACAUGGACAUUGUCACGGCCUUCGAGAACUUUCCGCACUUCAAUCUAAUGGAUCUGAAGAGCGUCAAGCCCGAUGAGAUCAAGACCGACUCGCAGGGCUCCAGCUACUUCACCUCCAUCAUCGAUAUCGAGCCGAAUGACGAGGUCAAACCGAUGGGAAGUCGAGGUCCCGCCUACGCACAGACAUCUUCCUCAUCGGCGACCAUUGGAGCCGGAACUGGAACUAUUUCGAUCAAUUCGCGCGGGGAGAAGUCGCUGGGAUUCUUCCCGUCGUGGAAGACCCUGGCACUCGCCUCCUUGGCCACGGCCACCGAGGAGAGGAAUCCUUAUUUCCUGCCACCGCCUAGACUGCUGCUCGACGGAAGUUCCCAGGAGGCGGACUCCAACGCCGAUUCGGAGCCCACCAGCAUUGACAUUGAUCUGAGCGUGAGCCCUUAUGGCGGCAACUCCUCCUCGAUAGCGGACAACAGCCAGCUGCCGCCGAAUAACGAUGUCAUCGAUGAGAUCGAAAACGAGGUGGCGCGGGCACACGAUCUCCUGGAUCUAGAGCUCUCCGGUCCCGGAUUUCAUCGCAGUCCUGCUGCAGCGGCGGCCACAUCCGCCGUAUCGCAGCAGCAUUUGAGCAGCUUGUACGCCAGCAUGCCAUCCGGAAUCAAGUCCGCGAUUGUGGCCAGCACGGCGAUAGUGGUCACCGCCUUGGCCACCUUCCUGGUCAUCUUCGUCGUGUGCCGAUGGAAACAGCAGCGCAGGAGGAAGAGCAGCUACCUGCGCACCUACAAUGCGAUGAAGAGCAAGCUGCCGCAGAUGGCGCAGCCAUCGCGUCGUUCCUCGAUGCGCCAGCACAUGGAAGAGCUGGUCAUUGGAUCCAGUUCGGGAUCAGGGGCUGGAUCAGGAUCAGGAUCGGGCUCAAAGACGGGCAUAGCCAGCAUCUCCACUUCGGUGGCCUGUUGCACGCCCGUCCAUCAGCUGCAGCGGCAGAGUUCCCUGCUUUUUGCCCGCGAUGGAUCCGCCACCUUGAGCACCGCCACCUCGCUGACCACGAAUAGUACCACGAAUACCAUUACAACGGGGGCGCAACCACCUGCUCCACCGGAGGCGCUGAGUGGGCGUGGCCUGGCCAUUUCGCUGAGAAGUGCCCAACAGAAGCUAAACACCAUGGAUCCCAGUUCGCCGGAGGUGCAGGAAUAUCUAUUCGACACGCUGCGCAAAUCCUUCGACAAUUAGGCGAUAGGCAGUAGGCUCCUCUAGUAACAAUAGACCGUUGUUUAGGCCAAGUUUUAUAUAAAUGUACACUUAACACACACACACACAAGGACAUCCCCCCAACACACACAAACACACACACUCUAACGCGAAGGAGCAAAAGUUAGUCGAUUAAUUAGUUUAAGCAGGUAGGAUGUGGAAUUUUUUUGAACUCGAUUAGAGGAACAUUCUGUGAGAGAAAGUAAAACUAACAAAAACCAACCUAGAAAACACAUUUAGACAGUGCGUGGCAUGGCCAUAAGGCGCUUUGUAAGGAAAGGUUUAAAAAGAUUGUGCAGACAUACAGUUUAAAAAAACAGUGUUCAUUUUCAAAUAUUUCAAUAUUUUAUAAAUUUGUCUACGUGAUUUUCAUGACAGAUUGGAAUGUAAACUGUAUAGUCCAUUUUAUGAUAUUUAUUUUUACUUUAUUUAUUUUCUACUUCAUUUGUAUCGUUGUAGACCGCAAAACCUAAUUCAAUUCGCCCUACGUUUAUGGCGCGCACUGUUGCUAGUCUCUAAGCUCGGCAAACUAUCGUUUCCAACUAUCUAGACCUAGUGUACGAGUAUGAUCCAUCAACUAACGCGACUCUAUCAACUAAAUCAUAGGACACUGCAUUCAAAUGGGUUUCUUAGCACGAGAUAAAGACAAAAACUAACUUAAAUACAGAACAGCAGAACAGGAUCUUAGCCAAACAAAGUACAGUUGUGUUCAGACACUUUCCCGAAAAAAGCCCAAAUCGAAUAAAUAUUGAAAUUCGAGAAAGCAAAAUAAAACCAUUUAUGAGGACAAUAAAUAUUAACGAGGAAAUUACGAGAGAAAAAAAACAAAAGAAAAUGAUGAGGAAUACUGUGUUCGAUACGAUUUAACCGAAGCAAACUUCUUUCUGGCACUGACUAAAAUACCAAAAUUAAAUUGAAAUUAGAUCAAGGCAAGGCAUAAAUGGGCGCUAUGUGGGCGUGGUCAUUAGCACAACAAUACCAACAGCAAGAACAACACUAAUAGUUAAAAUGCGCAAAAUGUACUGCAAAAACCAAGAAGUGAAAAUAGAAGAAACACCUGUAUUUAUUUCGUAGUGCAGGCACUUUAUUUUUGAUUUGAUUUUCGUUACCACCCCCGCCCCUCUCACUAGGCAGUAGAACAUCUGGCGACAGUAUAUAUAUAUAUAUUUAUAUAUAUAAAUAUAAUUAUACAUUUAAGCACGCUCAAAUAUGUAUGUAAAUAAGUUUCAAUUUGAUUUUUUUGAGAAAUAAAAUGUAGAACAAAUUGUGGCAAA
Messenger RNA from Drosophila simulans, 5448 nucleotides. RefSeq lists its product as uncharacterized. The transcript has 4 exons. NCBI's taxonomy places the organism in Eukaryota, Metazoa, Arthropoda, Insecta, Diptera, Drosophilidae. The coding region runs from base 698 to 4156 and encodes 1152 amino acids. The record is from RefSeq and is a predicted model, not a curated record.